Penicillium malachiteum is the source of this 1107-nucleotide messenger RNA. RefSeq lists its product as uncharacterized. The transcript has a single exon. The record is from RefSeq and is a predicted model, not a curated record. The coding region runs from base 1 to 1107 and encodes 368 amino acids. Lineage: Eukaryota; Fungi; Ascomycota; Eurotiomycetes; Eurotiales; Aspergillaceae.
AUGUUCGGCCUCGGGGGACCCGAUAUCAAUUGUCAUGAGAACCAAAACUCCGAUCCGGAAGUUAAGGUAUACCCCAAAGUAUCAGACGAAGAUGCACCCUACUCAAUCGAGGAGACCUCUCUACGCUCAGCCAUAUUUAUCCCAAGCGACUUCAAGUUUGGCCAUCACGGAAAAACGCCCGUUAUUCUUGUCCCAGGAACAGGCACAUACGGCGGCGAGGCCUUUGAGCCCAACUUUGCCAAACUGCUGAAGGCAAGCACAUUCGGAGACCCAGUCUGGCUCAAUAUUCCCGGUCGAAUGUGCGACGAGGCCCCGAAGAAUGCACAAUAUGUCGCCUAUGCCAUCAAUUACAUUUCAUGUCGUGCUCAGAAGAGCGUUGCUGUUGUCGGUUGGUCACAGGGCAAUUUAUCCAUACAGUGGACGCUGAAGUACUGGCCCAGCACCAGAGAGAAGGUGAACAAUUUUAUCUGCCUCUCUGCAGACUUUGCCGGCACUAUCAACGCAUGGGGACUUGUUCCAUUCAGUGGCACUCAGCCUGGAACACCGGCUGUGUGGCAUCAGACUCGUAACUCGAGCUUCAUAGCUAUGCUUCGCUCCAAUGGUGGUGACUCUGCAUACGUGCCAACAACUUCGAUCUAUUCAGCCACAGACGAGGUUGUCCAGCCGCAGUCAGGACGAAAAGCAUCAGCUUUCAUGAAAGAUGAGAGGAAUGUUGGAGUGACGAAUUGUGAACUGCAAGUGGAGGCCCGUUUCAAGCCUGCAGGCUUGAUCUACACACACGAAACAGUGAUGUACAAUCCUCUUUCCUGGGCCUUGGCCGAGGAUGCAAUCAAGAAUGGGGGCCCUGGGAGAUUUGAUCGGAUUGAUAUGCAUAGUGUUUGCAUGCAUACUAUGGCGCCGGGGCUUAAUAUUUUGGAUGCGACAAAGACACAGGCACUGGCUGCGUGGGCCUUGAAAACUAUUCUACUAUUUAUGCCCAAGCCUUGGCAUGAGCCGGCUCUUCCUUUGUUUGUUUCUCAGGAGAAGAAGACAUAUGUGCCAGAGCCUGUGGAUGAGACUGCUCCUAAGACCGCGGUUGCUGUUUCGGCGGUGGAGAUGACGGCAUAG